AUGCGGCUUUUAUUGACAUUAGCUGUUGGUCUGCUCUCCGGGUCAAUAUGCUCGGCCGAGCAGCAUGUUGACCCGUCAGCGCCAGAUCAGCGGAAUCGUGGCAAUGUCCACAAUCAAGAGAAUGAGAUCCUACGACGAAAUGCAGAUAUUGAAGCUCGACUAGCUCAAACUCCUGUGCAGGGUGUGAAAAAGAUGUCCCACGACGAGGGCGAGAAAUUCUUCCUGGAUUACUGGACCUUUGUCGACGACUCUGUGGGCCGGCAAGCCAAGCGAGAUGUAGAGGGCGCGCCCAACGAGGAGCUCUUUUAUAAUAAUACGAACAUGGCUUCAGAGGACUCUGGCGAGUACGACAUGAUCCUGCCGAGACACUUCCCUGCCAAAACCUCACUUCCCCAAGAGCAGAGUGUGGACGGCGUGCUCGGGCGCCGUGACUUCAAGUGUCCGACCGACACAUACGCUUGCUUGUCCAUUGGACGCCCCGAUCGCUGCUGCAGUAUACAAGAUACCUGCCAGCUCGUCCAAGACGGGGUGGGACUAUGCCCGGCCAACUACGAGACAUGCCCGCAAGACUUGGGCGGCGGAUGUUGUAUUCCUGGCUACGAGUGUGUUCCUGGUGGCUGCGCAUAUGUUGCCGUGGUCACCAUAACCGUCCACUCGUCCGUCACAGUAUCAACCGUGACUUAUUCGACUACUCCGCAGACGCCUUCCUCGACUACCAGCGCCCAUACCACGAAGACCGAAACCACGGAUAGCCUCGUGCCGCCUGCGCGACCAACAAGUCUUACCACAGCAACCCAUGCGACCACCAGCCGGGUCGAUGUCUGUCCUACAGGGUUUUAUGCUUGCUCUGCGGUUUAUCAGGGAGGGUGUUGUCAGACAGGACGAGAUUGUGACACAGCAUCGUGUCCGAAGACCGCUUCGACCACAUUUGUGUCUGAUGGGGUGACUGUUGUCGAGCCUGUUGCGACCGGGGCUAAGGGAACGGGGGCAUGUGCUGGAGGCUGGUUUAGCUGUGCGGAUGAAGCGGGCGGAGCAAAGACAACAGUGGCCAAGCAGCAGGAGACCGGGAAAAGUAUUGCGACGCAAUUGAAGAGUAGCAGACUCGGGCUGAUUACCGACACCGGAAACUCCAUUCUCCUGCUCCGCUCGGAACAGCUUCCUCUCUUCUCUCUUCAUCUUCUUCAUCUCAGGACCACCGCCAUCAUGUCCGACAAGCAAGAGAAGCCCCUCCCCUUCGUUUACCAGUUCGCCGCCGGUGCGGUGGCUGGCGUGUCUGAGAUUUUGGUGAUGUAUGGCCCCCCCAGCGUUCCUGUCGAAGCAGACCGACCUACGAAAUACGAACCGAUCAAGGGAUAUGAGGGAAUUCUAAUUGACAAUUUGUGCGCUUAUAGGUACCCAUUGGACGUUGUCAAGACUCGAGUUCAACUUCAGAGUGGCGUCGCCACCGCAGGUGCAGAGCACUACACUGGCAUGUUCGAUUGCCUGAGCAAGAUUGUCAAGCAUGAGGGCUUCUCGCGCCUGUACCGCGGUAUCUCCGCCCCCAUUUUGAUGGAGGCUCCUAAGCGUGCCACCAAGUUCUCCGCCAACGACAGCUGGGGAAGCUUCUACCGCAACUUGUUCGGUGCCCGAAAGCAAACUCAGGGCCUUGCCGUCCUGACCGGUGCGACUGCCGGUGCCACUGAAGCGUUCGUGGUCGUCCCCUUCGAACUGGUCAAGAUUCGUCUCCAGGACAAGGCCUCUGCCGGCAAGUACAAUGGUAUGCUGGAUGUGGUUAAGAAGAUUGUGCAGACCGAGGGGCCUCUGGCCAUGUACAACGGUCUGGAGUCCACCCUGUGGCGUCACAUCCUCUGGAACGCUGGUUACUUCGGUUGUAUCUUCCAGGUUCGCGCCCAGCUGCCCACCCCUACCCCCGGCAACAAGAGCGAGCAGACCCGUAACGACUUGAUUGCUGGUACCGUUGGUGGUAUCGCCGGUACUAUCCUCAACACUCCCAUGGACGUCGUCAAGUCGCGUAUCCAGAACACCACCAAGGUUGCCGGCCAGGAGGGUUUCGGCGCUUUGUACAAGGGAUUCAUUCCGAAGGUGCUGCGUCUUGGACCUGGUGGUGGUAUCCUGCUCGUGGUCUUCACUGGUGUGAUGGACUUCUUCCGCAAGAUGCGUGCGGAGUAA
Penicillium chermesinum is the source of this 2169-nucleotide messenger RNA. RefSeq lists its product as uncharacterized. NCBI's taxonomy places the organism in Eukaryota, Fungi, Ascomycota, Eurotiomycetes, Eurotiales, Aspergillaceae. The coding region runs from base 1 to 2169 and encodes 722 amino acids. The record is from RefSeq and is a predicted model, not a curated record. The transcript is spliced from 10 exons.